Messenger RNA from Pseudoliparis swirei, 871 nucleotides. RefSeq names its product pancreatic progenitor cell differentiation and proliferation factor b (gene ppdpfb). Gene Ontology annotation, biological process: multicellular organism development; cell differentiation. The record is from RefSeq and is a predicted model, not a curated record. The coding region runs from base 191 to 526 and encodes 111 amino acids. The transcript has 5 exons. Lineage: Eukaryota; Metazoa; Chordata; Actinopteri; Perciformes; Liparidae.
GAGCUGGAGGGUUACACUUAUCCAAAAACGUAUUUUCAGAUGGGCCCCGUCUCCCAGGGUUUACUCCCCCAGGCUCGCCGACUGACUUGAUUUGGUUGCUGCGAAAACAUCGAGUCCGUUUGGGUCCCUACAAAAGGUUUUUCCUCCAGGUUUCCUUCAAGCACAGCGGACGGGGACCAACUCCAGUAGGAUGGCAUCCAUUCCAGCAGGCGGUUCUCUCGUGGCGACCACUGACUACUACCGAAGGCGCAUUGGUUCUACAUCCAGUAGCAGCUCUUGUGGCAGUUCGGAGUACAGUGGAGAGGUCAUCCCUCAGCAUCCAGGACUCCCCAAGCAGGACUCUGGACAUUGGUGGUCCAGUUUCUUCUUUGGGAAGCAGCCAGGCAUGACCCCAGUGACCGAGGAGGCACAGCAGAAGGCAGCUGUCCAAGGUGCAGUGACAAAUGGUCAGAUCACCUGCGUUGCAAAGGAGAUGGUGAUGCAACACCAAGUGAGUGAGAGCAGUGGUGCAGGAAGCCCCUCAUGAUCCUGCAGUCUCACCUCAGAUGGGAUUGAACCAACGCCAUGUGACAGGAGGAUGUCCUGUUUACAACCGUAUUAGUUAAAACACAUAUUUGUUGUAGUUCUAGGGCUGCCUUACUCGUUUUUGUUUGUAACCUUUUUUUUUUAUUAAAAAAAAUUAAAAUAUAUACAAAAAACGUAAUGAAGAUGCAACUGAUUAACUCCUGUGUUUGUUUUUUAACAUUUGUAAUGUUUUUGUAAUACUGUGUUGCAUUCACGCUUGUGCAUACACAUCAACAUGCCUUUGUAAAAUAUUUUUCACUUUUGUCACCCUGUGAUUCCAGAAAUAAAGUAGACUCUUUCAGCCUAA